AUGGCAAAACUUUUAAUUUACCAUAUCACAUUCGCUCUCCGGUGCUCACAGCCGCCCCAAGCCCGCCCCAACCCACAGUCAAGCUCUCACCCUCCCCAAGAUGCGGCUCCUUCCGCCGGCCAGGGUCAGGCCGCCGACGCCACGGCGCGUCCUCCGGAGGUGCACGACCCUCUUAGCCCAGCGGGAGCACCUCGGAGGAGCACCGUCGGCUGGCAACUACCGGCCUCGACGCUCCCUGGCAGCGGGAGUCGCGAGCCGUGGGGGGUGGAGACGGCACUCUACACGGGCUGGGUUGGGGCGGUGGCAAUCAUUGGGGCAGUGCUGAUGGGCACCGGAUACAUACUUAUCCAAGCGAUGAAGGUGUAUUCAUCUUUAUAA
This is a messenger RNA of Fusarium odoratissimum NRRL 54006, 378 nucleotides long. RefSeq lists its product as uncharacterized. Bases 1 to 378 code for a protein of 125 amino acids. NCBI's taxonomy places the organism in Eukaryota, Fungi, Ascomycota, Sordariomycetes, Hypocreales, Nectriaceae. The record is from RefSeq and is a predicted model, not a curated record. The transcript has 3 exons.